AUUCUACUUAUCCAAAAUUUGGUUAGUUUUUCAAAUUUCCCCAGAAGAAUAGAGAAGUCGAUCAAGGGUCUUAUCACGCCUCCUCCUCCUGCGUGCGGCGUCUUCCCCGCUUGUUCUCCCAUCAUGUUUUCACCCUUUUGGGCUAAAAUUUUGUCAUGUCCUUUCUCAGCAGUUUGUAAACGAGAUUAAGAAAGUUGGAUUGUACAUUGCUUGGUAGGAGUGGAAAGAGGGAUGACUAUAGAGUCUUUUAUGCCGGUACUUUGAGUCUUUUAUGCCGGGUUGUGUGUAAAGUGCAAAAAUGUCAGUAACAGCAGGUGUAAGUGAUACUGUGAUUGCAGUGAGGGAUAAGCUCAGAGGUAAAAUUGGGCAAACUAAGGUUAAAAGGUAUUGGCCUGGAAAAGCUCCUGAGUGGGCAGAUGAUGCCGACGAGGAUGGGGAGUUUAGGAUGUCCAAGGUGCCCGGUUUUCCCACUCACGAUUCUGACAUUGUUAGGAAAGAUGAUCCUAGACUGCGUCGUUUGGCUGAGAGCAGGAUAGAUAAUCGUGAGGAUGUUAGAGCUGAUCAUAGGCGUAUCCGGCAAGCUGAGAUUGUUUCAACAAUUGAAGAGGAAGCCAAGAGGCAGGAAGGGUUGGAAGCAGAGGAAGAGGACGCAGAUGCCCAGGAAGAAAGAAGAAGGAAGAUUAGGGAGAGGUUGCUUCAGAGGGAGCAAGAAGAACUCCUUCCCUCAGAAGAUGAGGAAGAUGUACAGGAAGAGGAGGAAGAGGAAUCUGAGUAUGAUACUGACUCGGACGAAGAGCUUACUGGUAUGGUGAUGCUAAAGCCUGUCUUUGUUCCCAAGUCGGAGAGAGAUACUAUUGCUGAGCGUGAGCGACUUGAGGCUGAAGAAUGGGCCCUUGAGGAAUCUAGGAAGAAGAAAUUGGCGGAACGGAAGAGAGAGACAAAGCAGAUUGUGGUUGAGGAGAUUCGGAAGGAUGAAGAGAUUCAGAAGGGUAUGGAACUGGAAGCAAAUAUUGAAGAUAUUGAUACUGAUGAUGAAGUAAACGAGGCAGAAGAGUAUGAUGCUUGGAAGGCCCGAGAGAUUGCCAGGAUCAAAAGGGAUAGGGAAGAUCGGGAAGCAAUGUUGAAGGAAAAAGAAGAGAUUGAAAGGGUCAGAAACAUGACAGAAGAAGAGAGGAGGGAGUGGGAGAGAAAGAAUCCAAGACCUGCACCACGACCAAAGCAGAAGUGGAGGUUCAUGCAGAAAUAUUACCACAAAGGUGCUUUCUUCCAGUCAGAUGCUGAUGACUAUGCAGCAACGGCUGGAACUGAUGGAAUUUACACACGUGAUGUCUCUGCCCCAACUGGAGAAGAUAAGAUGGACAAAACAAUAUUACCCAAGGUCAUGCAGGUCAAACAUUUUGGUCGUAGUGGAAGGACGAAGUGGACCCAUCUUGUCAAUGAGGAUACCACUGAUUGGAACAAUCCGUGGACAUAUAAUGAUCCUCUUCGGGCAAAGUAUAAUGCUAAAAUGGCAGGAAUGAAUGUGCCUAUUGCAAAACCCAAAGGAAGCAAGAAAUUGAAGGAUUGGGAGUCUCGGUGAUUUUUAGCUGCUCUCAGUCAUGUGCAUGGAACUAGGUACUGUUUUUUGGGGUGGGGAGGAAAUUCAACACGUUACGGGUGAGUUUUUUAGAAGGCCAUUUUAAAAGGAGUAAAUGUGGAAUUUUCAAGCAAGUUUGUGGGAGAAUAAUACGCUCUUAAAUGUAUUCUUGUCGGAUUUGCUGCUCAGGGCACAUACGUGUAAGAUUUCUGGUCCUUUACGAUACUUUAGUAUAACUUGAGUUGAGAUUGUAAUUAAAUUGUAGAAUGUUUCAGAAAUUUAACUUGGAUCUCUUAUGUGCCUGCACUAUAUUUAUACAUACUAGUGGCUAGUGCUUGAACUCCUUUUGAUAUUA
Malus domestica (apple) is the source of this 1931-nucleotide messenger RNA. RefSeq lists its product as uncharacterized. Gene Ontology annotation, molecular function: RNA binding. Gene Ontology annotation, cellular component: U2-type spliceosomal complex. Lineage: Eukaryota; Viridiplantae; Streptophyta; Magnoliopsida; Rosales; Rosaceae. The record is from RefSeq and is a predicted model, not a curated record. Gene Ontology annotation, biological process: mRNA splicing, via spliceosome.